CCUGCCCCCAUUGCCAUAGGAACGCCUCCACCGCCCCUCCCGGAAGUAGCGCCUGUCCCGCACUGGCGCAUGCGUAGCGCGGGGAGGCCGGGCCCGGCUCCGUACCUGGCCAGGUUGAGCGCGGCCCAGGGGCCGGGAGGCGGCGCCAUGAUGCGGUUCAUGCUGCUAUUCAGCCGGCAGGGGAAACUGCGGCUGCAGAAGUGGUAUCUGGCCACCUCAGAUAAGGAGAAGAAGAAGAUGGUGCGGGAGCUCAUGCAGGUGGUGCUGGCCCGCAAGCCCAAGAUGUGCAGCUUCCUUGAGUGGCGGGACCUCAAGGUGGUCUACAAAAGGUAUGCCAGCCUGUACUUCUGCUGUGCCAUUGAGGGCCAGGACAACGAGCUAAUCACGCUGGAGCUGAUCCACCGCUACGUGGAGCUGCUGGACAAGUACUUCGGCAGCGUGUGCGAGCUAGACAUCAUCUUCAACUUCGAGAAGGCCUACUUCAUUCUGGACGAGUUCCUCAUGGGCGGGGAGAUCCAGGACACUUCCAAGAAGAGCGUGCUGAAAGCUAUCGAGCAGGCCGACCUCCUGCAGGAGGAGGAUGAGUCACCUCGCAGCGUGCUGGAGGAGAUGGGGCUGGCAUAGCCAGCGGUUCACUGCGCCCCCUCCAUCCUGUCCCCAGAGAGACUCUCGGAUGCCGCAGGGGCUGCAUCGCCACCUCCCUCGCCCCAGCAGCCAGAUGUUGGACCAAUUUGUCCUGGAGCUGCUAGGGAGUGAGCUCCAAGAACUAUGUGUGUGUGUGUGUGUGUGUGUGUGUGUGUGUAUAUAUAUAUAUACAUACACAUACACACACACCACGAAGGGCGCUGGGGAGCCCUCUCCCUGGCCCAUUUUCUCUGCUCCUGGCCUUCUCCUGCCCUGCCCAUGUUGCUAGGACUCCUCGCCGGAGCAGGGAGCAUGGGCGGCGGGAUGGAGUUGUGUGUUGUCAAGGGGGUCCCUGCACCAGGAUCCUGCCCUUGGCGCCGCAGCAGUGUACCCCCCAUGGAGGGGUGGAUACCAGGGAUUCCAUUUCCCUCAAAUCUCUAACUCCAACAGCGUCUCUGUGAAUAGGUGUGGGCCCCGGGUGUUCAGGGUGUGGGGGAGCACGCGUGCCCCCCUGGGAACUGGGGUCCUCUCUUUGGAAUAAAGUGCAUGUGAAGAA
Messenger RNA from Pelodiscus sinensis (Chinese soft-shelled turtle), 1180 nucleotides. It is a transcript of the gene AP1S1, whose product is annotated as adaptor related protein complex 1 subunit sigma 1. The record is from RefSeq and is a predicted model, not a curated record. Gene Ontology annotation, molecular function: clathrin-cargo adaptor activity. Gene Ontology annotation, biological process: intracellular protein transport; vesicle-mediated transport. Gene Ontology annotation, cellular component: AP-1 adaptor complex; membrane coat. NCBI's taxonomy places the organism in Eukaryota, Metazoa, Chordata, Testudines, Trionychidae.